Messenger RNA from Cercospora beticola, 2908 nucleotides. RefSeq names its product Sea4p (gene SEA4). The record is from RefSeq and is a predicted model, not a curated record. Gene Ontology annotation, biological process: positive regulation of TORC1 signaling. Lineage: Eukaryota; Fungi; Ascomycota; Dothideomycetes; Mycosphaerellales; Mycosphaerellaceae. Gene Ontology annotation, cellular component: cytoplasm. Gene Ontology annotation, molecular function: protein binding.
GCGUUUCGCGCCACUACGCAAUGUGCUGCGAGACGGCCGAGGUUACGGCGCGCAUAUGGAAGCGGCAGUGAGAUGGUCGCCGUUCGCGUCGAGCGAGCGGCCGCGCUUUCUGCUCGUCGACGUGAUCGAUCAGAGCGUGGCACUGCACGAGAUCACGCACUGGAGACGAAGUGCCGCUGGCUACAAGCAGCUGGCCCGCUAUGGCCGACUGCCCAACUUCGGCGCCUUUGACUGGUCCAAGACUGAUGAGUCCAUCGUCGCCCUCGGCCUCGUCUCGGGCAGCGCCUGCUUGGUGCAACUGAACCACGAUGGACGUGAGUCGGCGACUCUUGCCACAUUCAAGCUGCGCCAGCAGAGGAAGUGCAACUCCAUCGCCCUUGGCCCGCAGAACUGGCUGGCCGUAGCGCUGGACCGCACGCGAUCUGACGCCUGCCUCAACAUCUUCGAUGCGAAGGCCCCGCAGGAGAGCAGCAGCCAGGAGCCUCUGCGCCGCCUCUGUCCAGCAGAGGUCGUGUCGAGCGUGCGCUUCUCUCCUACGCGCCCCGACGAGCUCAUAGUCGCCGCGCAGCGCUCCUUCAUCCGCCUGUACGACCUCCGCGAUAGUGACUUUGGCAGCAACAGUAGUGUCCAAGUGGCGACUCGCAACGUCCACAACAUCGCCAUCGAUCCGCUGGACGACAAUUACUUCGCCUCCGCAGGCUCGACGGGCGACCCUUCUGUGACCGUCUGGGACAAGCGCUGGAUUGCCCAGAGUAGCUCAGGUUCAGGAGCGGCCGGUGCUGUGUUCGACUUUCAUCCCGCAGUCGAUGACACUUCACCAACAACGAUAUGGAGCCUUCGCUACUCCGGCCAGCAGCGUGGUCGAUUAGCUAUAUGCUCCAGUCGAGGCGAACUGAGAGUGGUCGACAUGGCAGAAGGCCGCAGCUCCAUUCUGCGCGGCUCGGAGUAUUUGCCCAGCAAUGCCCACGGCGGCCAGCCGUGGAAUCACAACCGAUACGUAUCCCAUGUGAGAUCUGUGCGACGCGCAGCGCAGGAACAUGCAGAGCCAAGCAGUACGCCGCCGCUCAUCGCAUUCGAUUGGAUAUCGGCAGAUCCUCAUGCUGCCGCACAGAACGUGUUGCAGCUCCGGCCAGAUCGCAAAGUUGACAUUGUACGUGUUCCACGUGCAGUUGCUGAAUCCUCCAUAACUGCCCGAGAUGACCUGAGUUUGGCCUAUGAUGACUUGGCGAUUGUGGAACCGAAGCUGGUCGUGGACUCCGGUGCAACACAAACGGCGAACCAGCACGAACGAACGGCCGAGGACUUCGGGCCUCAGGCCUACCAGGGCGAAGCAACGCAAGGGCACUCAGAAGAAGCAGCAUUGAAGUGCGCCCCUGACUCUGCACAGCUCAAGGACAUGCUAUCGAGCGCAUCAGUUCAGCGCGAGCGAUGUCGUCGGGGCUAUUUGUUUGACUGUGGCAAGAAUCUGAAAAUCAUCGCGGGGCAUUGGCAGCUCGAGCGUAUGUGGGAGUGUGUUGAUCGCUUCCGUCAGCAGGCCGCACGAAACGGAAUGGUCGCGGAGCGCCAACAGCUUGACCUUAGCUACAUCGGAGUGGCUGCAAUAUGUGCAGAGAAGAUGGGGCACCAUCGGAAUAGAAAGCUCUCCUUCACCAGUGGAAAGCUCGAAGAUGCUGUCGCUGAUCUGGUGGCCGCUCGUGGCCUGCCACCCUUCGAGGGGCAACGCACGGAUCAUCCAGAGAUUCGCCAAUUGUGCCUUGAGAUGUGCGGAUGGAAGUUCCACCAGGAGGCACUUGAGCAGGAGUGCCGCGAUCUUGCCGAUCGUGGACUGCAUUAUCAAGCUGUUGUGCAGGCAGUGCUGCACGAGCGCAAGCAUAUUGCUCUCAAUCUCCUCAGGUCGCUCAUCAGAUCUAAGACGAUACCUAAUAUCGGUCUGGGCGCACUCCUUGCGGCAGAUAGGAUUAACGAAGAGCAACGCGAGAUGUGUCUUUGGAUGACCGCUGAUACCGAUGACCCAGCACUCAAAGCUCUGCUGGCAUUCCUCAAAGCGGGCGAUUGGAGAGAUGUUAUGAAGACGAACUACCUUCACCUUGGCUAUCGUGUUGCUCUUGGUCUCAAAUAUUUGAACGACACCGAGCUUCGCGGCUUCAUACAGAGCGAGACGGCCAGAGCGAUCAAGAAUGGAGAUCUCGAAGGCAUCCUGCUCACCGGACUUGGCGAGCAAUCCAUGGAUUUAUUCCAAACUUACAUCACCAAGACCAAUGACCUGCAAACGGCUGUUUUGGCUACUGCGUUGGCUAACCCUCAAUAUGUUGACGAUGCGCGCUUCGACAUGUGGAAGGAAACUUACUUCAUGCAGAUGCAAAGCUGGCGAGCAUUCUCUGAAAGAAGCCGUUUCAUUGUUCAAUACGGACACAUGGCACAAGCCAAGGAUGCACCCCACCUCCUAGAUCCUCCGGCCGGAGGAAUCACCCUUCGAUGCAACCAUUGUAAUUUGUCACUUGCCAGAUAUGACGGGCGCAGUACCACAAGACGGGAGGCAAAGCCCGAGGCAAAGGCCUUGCCUUCCAUUGCUGCAGGAAUAGUAUGUCCGAAAUGCGGGCGACAUAUGCCUCGUUGUGGAUUGUGUAGAACGUGGCUAGGGACGCCAGACCCUAACAGAAGGGGCGGAGGGAAGGACCUGUCCCAAUUUAGCAAUGUCAUGUCGAAAUUUCUGACCUUUUGCGUAAGCUGCGAGCAUGGUUUUCAUGCCGAUCAUGCGCGAAGUUGGUUCGAGAAGCAUGAUGUCUGUCCAGUGCCUGAUUGCAGGUGUCUAUGUACAGUGACAUAGUACAGCCGUAGAUUCAGAUCAAAGCAAGCCUUGCACUUGAGCUCGAAUGUCGUGAGGAUCUCACAAGAUACGUAUGGGAGC